AUGCACAGACGCUCGUCUGGCUCCCCGGUCGCGGACGACUCUGACGAUUCUCCGGUGCGCUCCUCAGACGAUCAUGGGAAUGGUCACGGCCCCGGAAAUGCUAUCGACAAUUCCAACGAUAAAUCGCGGUCGCAGAUAGCCCGCCACGGCACCAGUUUCGACCUUCGCCGGGAUAACGGCCGCUCGACGCCGCGCUCGCGGAAUUCCAGUCUCUGGCGCACUCCGUCUGCUCAACCGUCGAACGAUACUAAAACCAUGCCAUUGGGCUCGCCAAGGUUACCCAUGGAGGCGCCCUCCCCAGAUGGCCGCCGCGCGCGUCAGUCUAGCCUGCGCAGUCCGUGGUCCUGCUCUAUUUUGACGGCUUUGACAACCUUCUUCGCCGUCGCGUUUUUGAUCUCCACUGUGCGGUCGUUUGCGAGUCGUCAAAUCGGUGGGAAUGGAUGUGGUGUGCCUAUGAUGAGCCCGACGUUCAUUCGGAUGCUGGAGUUUGAUACCGAGCAUACGCGGUUCGCGAGCAAAUACAAUCUGUUUCUAUAUCGAGAAGAAGGCGUGGAUCCGUACACGCAGGACAAUAUCGGGUUGAAUGGCGUCCCCGUACUCUUUCUCCCCGGAAAUGCUGGCAGUUACCGACAGGUCCGGUCUCUGGCGGCAGAGGCCUCGCGACACUAUUACGAUGUGGUUCGACACGACGAUGAGCGACACGCGGCCGGCACACGCAGUCUGGACUUUUUCAUGGUGGAUUUCAACGAGGAUAUGGCGGCUUUUCAUGGCCAGACCUUGCUAGACCAGGCGGAAUACGUGAAUGAGGCGAUUUCGUACAUCCUCUCACUGUACCAUGACCCUCGCCGAACUCGCCGGGAUCCCGCGCUUCCCGAUCCUAGCGCGGUGAUCUUGGUCGGACACUCCAUGGGCGGUAUCGUGGCUCGCACCGCCCUGACCAUGGCGAAUUACCAGGCGAACUCGGUCAAUACGAUUAUCACCAUGUCAGCACCACAUGCGAAACCGCCCGUCUCGUUCGACUCGGAUAUUGUUCAUACCUAUAAGCAAAUCAACGACUACUGGAGGGAAGCGUAUUCGCAAACUUGGGCCAACAACAAUCCACUCUGGCACGUCACGCUGAUAUCAAUUGCGGGUGGUGCACGGGACACCGUAGUUCCGUCUGAUUAUACCAGUAUUUCAUCUCUCGUUCCGGAGACUCACGGGUUCACCGUGUUUACCUCGUCCAUGCCGAAUGUGUGGAUUGGCAUGGAUCACUUGUCUAUCACCUGGUGCGAUCAGUUCCGGAAGGCGAUCAUCAAGUCUCUGUUUGAUAUUAUCGAUGCUCGACGGCCGUCUCAGACGAAGCCACGGGCAGACCGUAUGCAGGCACUCAAGCGGUGGUACUUGACCGGACUGGAGGCAGUCUCCGAACGGACACUCUCUCAAAAGGAGCCGAAUACUCUGUUGACACUCGAGGAUAACGCGAAUACCAUCCUUGCGCAGGGUCAGCGGCUAGUCCUCCGCCAGCUUGGACAGCAACAUGGUCCCGAUGUCCGUCUUUUGCCUAUCCCACCGCAGGGUGUCUCCGGCAAGAAGUUUACACUUCUCACGGAUCAAACCCUUGACAAGCAGGGCAACAUUGAAGUGCUCUUCUGCAGUGUGUUCCCGUUGAACAAUGGCCGGUCGGCCAUUUUCUCCAUGAACUUGGACUUUUCUGGUGGGACCGUGGGGUCGACUCGCUUGGCUUGUAAGAGCGCGGCUGAGGAUGUCAUUUACCUGCCAUCCUCGACGCCGACGUCACAAAACGCGUAUGACCGCGUUCCUCCAUUCUCCUACCUCCAGUAUGAUCUGGAGAACCUCGCGGAGCAUCAGUUUGUGGCGGUCGUAGACAAGGCCAAUGUUCCCACUCCGGGCUUCUUGGUAGCCGAAUUCUCGGACAGCUCCGAUGCCAUGAUCCGUGCCAAGGUUGGCUUGGGUAGUCUAUUGAGUGCCGGUCUCAAGAUGCGAUUGCCCGCUAAUCGCCCUAUGCUCACCGAAGUGCAGAUCCCGGCAUUGCACUCUAGUCUCCUCAACUACAAGCUGAAGAUUACGCGGCACCCACAGAGGGAUGAGCUUUUUGCUCCGCUACUGCGCCAGUCCAUCCCAGAUCCACACGAGUCCAAAUUCUUUGUGAACGUCAACGAUGUCAAUGUCAAUUUGCAUGGUGUUGCGCCAUUCAUGCCGUCCCCUGUUCGCGAGUCAGCUGCCUCUGGCGGUGUCUCGUUCCAGCUGUGGACUGACCCCAGUCCCGGUGAGACUGUGGAUAUCUCGCUGAAGAUUGAUAUUACCGGUAGUCUGGGUGAGCUGGUCAUGCGGUACCGUACCGUCUUCGCUGCGUUCCCUCUUCUUGUCGUGGCUCUAGUCCUUCGCAAGCAGUUCCAGGUCUACGACGAGACGGGGUACUUUAUCCCUUUCACGGAUGGUCUUGACCGGGCUCUGCGGUCCUCUCUGCCCCUUUUGCUGGUGGGCAUGUCGCUUCUAGCUUCUUCCCUGGCUACAACGAAGGCCCUUCCUCAGUCAGAUGACCCCUUCCACUGGCGGACUAACUCUACUGAGACGCCGCUCGACUUUACCAAGAACGACCUCCUGCUUGGGUCGCAAGAUGCAUUCUUCUGGUUCCUCGUCCCGAUCUUUGGUCUCAUCAGUGUCGGUGUCUGCGUGUUGGUCAACUACGUCGCUCUAUUCCUCGUCAACGUCUUCUCCCUGGCUUAUGGCGCUAUCAACAGCAAGUCGGGAUACAUUCGUCGCGAGGACAGAGGCAACUUGCCCAUUUUCAGCGCUCCCACCCCGCGCCGUCGCGUCAUUCACACCGCGAUUCUCCUGCUUCUGGUCUCAACUAUCAUCCCUUACCAGUUCGCCUACAUGGUAGCCUGUAUCGUACAACUAGCAACCACAGUGCGAAGCCAAUGGCAUGCCAAGGAAACCAGAUCAACCUCCCACCUCAACUUCAGCAACUACGCCCACUCCAUACUAAUUCUGAUGCUCUGGAUCCUCCCGAUAAACGUCCUCGUCCUACUCGUCUGGGCCCACAACCUAGUCGUGCACUGGUUCAUGCCAUUCUCCUCGCACCACAACGUCCUCUCCAUCAUGCCCUUCCUCCUACUAGUCGAGACCAUGACCUCCGGCGCCAUGAUCCCCCGCAUCACCACCCGCUUCCGCCACGUAACCUCCAUCCUCUUCUUCGCUAUUGCCAUGUACUCCGCCGUCUACGGCGUCACAUACGCUUACUUGCUGCAUCACCUGGCCAAUAUACUGGCGGCGUGGUUUGUCGCCAUUUAUUUGGGCGGUAGUGGAUUUUCCCCGCGGAGGUUGUGGCGGAUUAUCGAUGGGGAUGAAAUGCCCGAGGAUGGUGGGAGACAUGUUAAGAAGAAGCCAUGA
Molecule: messenger RNA, 3396 nt
Organism: Penicillium subrubescens
Lineage: Eukaryota; Fungi; Ascomycota; Eurotiomycetes; Eurotiales; Aspergillaceae
Product: GPI inositol-deacylase
Exons: 3
Coding region: 1-3396 (1131 amino acids)
Biological process (GO): endoplasmic reticulum to Golgi vesicle-mediated transport; GPI anchor metabolic process
Cellular component (GO): endoplasmic reticulum
Molecular function (GO): phosphatidylinositol deacylase activity
Source: RefSeq, a predicted model, not a curated record